AUGCAGACAACGAAAGUGAAGGAUACCGGUUCUGCGGUUAAAAAUGUGUUAUCGGUUAUUGAAUCUUUGAAGAAGCAAGUAGCUAUGAAACAUAUUGUUUCACUCAAGGUUAUUAGGACUUAUGCUUUGAACAAAACAUGGUGGAUAAGUUUUCUGAUGGAUAUUAUUAGGGACAUUGUUGAUGUUAAGGGCAAUAUCUCUGCCUACACUGAAAUAUCUACUUUUUCUUGCAAUCACAAUUUCUUGAUUAAGAAAUUCAGGGAUCUCAUGAUAGAGUUUCAGACGUAUAGUGCUUCAAAUGAGAUUGUAGGAAUCUCAAUUACCAGUGGAAGAGCUGGAAGUGAUGAGUUAUGUGUUAAUCGCGUGUGUAUGUAUGUAUUUCGAAUGGCAUAUUUUAUGUAUGAAACUGAUUUUGUUCUCACGCGUUUGCAGGUUGAAUACGUAUCGAUGCAUAUGAAAUUGAUGAUGAAAAGGACAUGCUCAGUAGGAGCUGUGAUUCGCUGA
This is a messenger RNA of Vicia faba (fava bean), 504 nucleotides long. The record is from the annotation of a GenBank genome assembly. Lineage: Eukaryota; Viridiplantae; Streptophyta; Magnoliopsida; Fabales; Fabaceae.